Messenger RNA from Pan troglodytes (chimpanzee), 1290 nucleotides. RefSeq names its product histone H3.Y-like. Lineage: Eukaryota; Metazoa; Chordata; Mammalia; Primates; Hominidae. Gene Ontology annotation, molecular function: protein heterodimerization activity; structural constituent of chromatin; DNA binding. The record is from RefSeq and is a predicted model, not a curated record. The coding region runs from base 542 to 1288 and encodes 248 amino acids. Gene Ontology annotation, cellular component: nucleosome. The transcript has a single exon.
GAUGGGGUUUCACCGAGUUAAGCCAGGAUGGUCUCAAUCUGUUGACCUCAUGAUCCAUCCACCUCGGCCUCCCAAAGUGCUGGGAUUGCAGGCAUGAGCCACCAUGCCUGGCCUAACAUGCAACUUUAAGUAACUAUUUCCUUGAUGUAAAUAAAAUGUAAACUUUCAGAAUCCAUUCGGCACCCAAAACGUUAAGUGACAGAUCUCAUUUACCAUCCCUCCCACAAUGCACAAUCCAGAGGUCUGUACCUCUCUUGGGUGAGGAAGAAUGCAGGGACUUAAUGGGCUUUCACAGCCCUGAUUAGGUUAAGCAUCUGCUGCAGCACAGAACCCAGUGGAAGGUAGCUGGGUGGGUCUAAUCCAAUCAUCCAAGCCUCCUAUAAAUGACUGAAUUUGGCUGAGAUCACAGAGAUCUCCAGCUAGAGCAAGACUGCCUGUGAGAAAGAUUCCCCACUGCUGUGUGUAGACCUAAGAAUCCCAAGGCUACUCAAGGAGACUGAAUACAGGGACCUCAGACCCACUGAUCAGUGAGCUGGUAAGUAUGGGGCUGGGUUGGAAGGGGCUAAGUGUAUGGGAGCACCUUCUGCAUAGAUCCCAACACACAGACUCUCUGAAUCCUGCCCACAGCCCCAACACCAUUGCUGUCUGGUACCAGCACUGCUUCCAGUUCACCAGGCUCAGCCCAGUGACAAAGGAGAGGCCACAGCCCUACACCAUGGCUCGCAUUAAGCAGACUGACCUCAAAGCCACCGCCUGGCAGGCCCCCAGGAAGCCGUUGGCCACCAAAGCUGCUGGCAAGAGGGUCCUGGCUACACGAGGGAUCAAGAAGCCUCACCGCCACAGGCUUGGCACCCUGGCACUGCACAAAAUCAGGAAGUACCAUAAGUCCACGCAGCUGCUUCUGCACAAGCUGACCUUCCAAUGCCUAAUGCGUGAGAUCACCCAGGCCAUCAACCCAGACCUGCGCUUCCAAUGUGCGGCCACUGGCGACUUCAGGAGAACAGCGAGGCCUACCUGGUCCCCCUAUUUAAAGACAACAACCCAUGUGUUAUCCAUCCCUGGCAUGUCACAAUUAUGCCCAGAGACAUGCAGCUGUCCCGCCACCUCUGCGGAGAGGGUGCUGAGGAGCCCACGCUCCUGGGAAACGCUGCGCUCUAGACGGCUUUGUUUCCGUUUGAUUGUGUUUUUCAAUUUCUCUGUGUUAAUCAUAGUUCUGAUAUUAGCAGUUCUCUUCACUUUUGCUUUUAUGUCCUUCACGGGGUCCAAAAGCAGCCCUGCACAUGAUUAGGA